This is a messenger RNA of Leptopilina boulardi, 1306 nucleotides long. RefSeq lists its product as uncharacterized. Lineage: Eukaryota; Metazoa; Arthropoda; Insecta; Hymenoptera; Figitidae. The record is from RefSeq and is a predicted model, not a curated record. The transcript has 3 exons. Bases 480 to 1181 code for a protein of 233 amino acids.
AACAAUUAAUUUCAAUUCUCGGUCCUAGUCAAGUGGCUGUCAUCUCACAGGCUGAUAAAAGUAAAGUGCCUCUCGGACUUACAGCUGCCAAACAUCAAGCACCGAUAUUGAUGCAUUUAGAGUACCGAGUUCUAUUGCCCUAUCAUGAUUAGGUGGUAGCACCACAACACAAGCUCAUUCCAAGCGUUUACGCUGGAAUAAUUGUUCAAGACGACAAGAUCGGCGACCCUAAAUCGGUCUCGUAUUCCGGACCCACGUAUAUCGCCAUUCGCAGCGCCAAACACUGUUCAAGCAAUGCAGCAACUAACGCUUUUGACUUUGAAAAUCUUUUAAAUGUGGAAUCAUUUGAACCGAUAUUUUAUGGUGAAAACAUUAAUAAAAAUAACAAUUACUAUUAUAUGUAAUAUUCUAAGUUAAUUGAAAUAUUUUUUACAGAUGAAAAAAGCAAUAGCGGAAAAAUCAAACCGGUGGUAGCAAUUAUGACAGAUGGCGGGCCGGAUGAAAAUCCGUGCUAUGCGAAAGUAAUUGCCCAAGCUAUAAACGACUUUAAAAAAUAUGACUUAGAUGCUAUGUUUAAAAUCACAAACUCUCCAGGACGCAGUUGCUAUAAUCGUGUCGAGAGACGAAUGGCGCCUAUAAGCCGUGAAUUAUCCGCCCUAAUACUGCCUCAUGACCAUUACGGCACUCACCUCGGCAACGGUUCUAAAACAAUUGAUGUGGAUCUCGAAUUAAAAAACUUUGAAUUCGCUGGAAAAGCACUUGCAGAAGUCUGGAGUAGUAUGGUUAUAGACCAGUAUCCAGUUACUGCGGAGUAUGUCAGUCCAGAUUGUAUAGCUUCCGAUCCAGAACCUGUAUCUCCUGAAUGGUUUAAUACACAUGUUCAAGAAAGCCAAUACUUCUUGCAGAUUGUAAAGUGCAUUGACAGAGAUUGCUGUGGUGACUGGAGAAGCAGUUUAAAAGAUGUUCUACCUCUGAGCAAUCGAUUUCUUCCAUCACCCUUCCCGCUACACAGAACUAAUUUGGGUACACUUGAGAUUCCCAGUCCAAAAGACAACAACGUAACUAAACAUAGUUUUCAUGACCUCUGUCUGAAUCAGGCUAUUGCUAUAAAACCAGUGACAGCAAAUGGUUUCAAGGUUCCACAUGACUAUUAUUGUCCGUCAGUACGCGAUCAGGUGUAAGAUAGAACCUGUGAAUUUAUGCACAAUGACUUGACACCAAUUGCUAAGCAAAAAGUAAAAAAAAAACUUGCGAAACGGAAAAAUGAGGUAUUAUGCGAAGUGCAUUCAAUGAGAUCUGAUUCACC